Messenger RNA from Coccomyxa subellipsoidea C-169, 696 nucleotides. RefSeq names its product GTP cyclohydrolase I. The record is from RefSeq and is a predicted model, not a curated record. Bases 1 to 696 code for a protein of 231 amino acids. Gene Ontology annotation, cellular component: cytoplasm. The transcript has 4 exons. Gene Ontology annotation, molecular function: GTP cyclohydrolase I activity; zinc ion binding; GTP binding. NCBI's taxonomy places the organism in Eukaryota, Viridiplantae, Chlorophyta, Trebouxiophyceae, Coccomyxaceae. Gene Ontology annotation, biological process: tetrahydrofolate biosynthetic process; tetrahydrobiopterin biosynthetic process.
AUGGGAGGGAGUGCGCUAUCUUCUGGUACAGAUCUGUCAGCGGAUGCUUCAGAAUCUUGUCUGGAUCAGCAAAGUCCAAUUCCAUCGUCUGAGAGACUUGAAAGUCUACAGGAUGCUGUGCGGAGCAUUAUAGUGGGGAUUGGAGAGGACGUCACUCGUGAAGGUCUUAGGGACACUCCAAAGCGGGUGGCGAAGGCCUGGCUAGAUGCAUCAUGGGGCUACAGACAGACGGCACGAAGUGUGGUCGGUGGCGCUCUAUUUCACGAGCCAGAAGUGGCCACAGCAUCCAGCGGGCUUGUAAUUGUGCGCGACGUAGACUUCGCGUCCACCUCUGAGAGCAGCCUCCUUCCCUUCUAUGGAAGAUGUCAUAUAGGCUACAUGCCCAGCCAGGGCAUCGUACUGGGCCUCAGCAAGGUGGCACGGCUCGUGACAAUGUUUGCCAGGCGACUGCAGACGCAAGAACGCUUCACACAAGAACUGCUGGCGGCGUUCGAGGCAGAAAUAUUCUUAUAUUCUCUGUUGUCGCUUGCUUCAGGUGCUGCCGGUACACUGGUGGUUUGUGAGGCUUCCCACAUGUGCAUGGUUGCUCGUGGAGUUGAGAAGCAUGCCAGCAGCACCAUCACAAUGGCCGCCCGCGGAGCCUGCUGCCAGGAUAUUGCCAUGCGCACUCGAUUGUUGGAGCGCCUGACCCAAUAG